AUGGCCGCCGUUGUUCUUCCAGAAACCGAAAUUCAACAAACUUAUUUUCAGUCUCCUCUGACCCUUAUACGAGACGAGUUCGAUGGAGGAAAGAACAACUGGGUGGACACGUUCAAAGAGAUUAUCACAAAAUUUGUGAAGGAUCUUGAUUACCGACCAGAAGAGCCCAUCACAGAGGACAACCCAACCUACAGAGCUUUACGAUCUGAGUUUUUGAUGAAGUACGACAACGGAAACGAAUUUUAUGACCAAAUGUAUCGGACGGCAGUGACCAUGGCAGAGCUCUCAUACCGUGAUCAUGCGCCAGAAAUUCGGUUGGAAAUAGCUCGAUUCACUUGCUUUUUACUUCAUGUUGACGACCUUGGGAAGAGCUUCAAUACUCUUGAGGGUCUCCAAAAGAGGAUUCUCAUGGGUGAUAACUCUGAUGGAGAAUUUCUACAGGCAUUCCGGAAAAACCUCAUCGGAUUCUAUGAUCUUUACGAUCCGAUUCCAGCCAAUUCAAUCACACUAGCAGCCAUCAGCUGUAUCAGCGGAAUGCUACUUGAGCAAAAUGACGCCGUUCGAGGUAUGAAGCUCUCCGAGAGCUCAAAGUCCUGGCCCAACUAUUUGCGUAGCAAGACUGGCUGCUCAGAGUCCUACGCCUACAUGCUCUUUCCAAAGUCCCUGGGUCUUGAAAUGACCACCUAUAUAUCUGUCAUGGAGGAUAUCGUUUUUAUAACCAAUGCUGCCAAUGAUAUUUUGUCAUUUUACAAAGAAUUUCUCGGUGGGGAAACCGAUACAUAUAUCUUCUUGCGAGCACGAAUCACCAAUAAACCACUCGUCGAAACGUUACAGCUUGUUGUUAAAGAAACAUUAGAGGCAAACGACAGGGUCACGAAAACUCUGCAAUCCACAGACGCUUAUGGCUUAUGGAAGCAAUAUGUGAACGGGUACCUCGGGCUUCAUUUUACUGUUGGGGUGCGGUAUCGGCUGAACGAACUUGAACUUUAA
This is a messenger RNA of Psilocybe cubensis, 990 nucleotides long. RefSeq lists its product as uncharacterized. Gene Ontology annotation, molecular function: carbon-oxygen lyase activity, acting on phosphates. The transcript has 5 exons. NCBI's taxonomy places the organism in Eukaryota, Fungi, Basidiomycota, Agaricomycetes, Agaricales, Agrocybaceae. The record is from RefSeq and is a predicted model, not a curated record. The coding region runs from base 1 to 990 and encodes 329 amino acids.